GCAUGUUUAGUGCAGGUGACAGUUCUUAGACUCUGCACUGUGAGAAGUGGGACAGAGGUAAUCUGUCACCGCGAGAGCCUGGCAGGGAAGCAUGAGUAUUCGUGUGUAAUCGUUAAAUAAUAGAACUGGAGACAAGAAGCAACUCUAAACAGUAAAAGUUUGAUUCGCCUUCUAUUACCGCAUCGGUCUCAGGAAUUGCGCCAUAUACAGGAUCUGGGCAUCAGAAACAAAACCAAAGUGAUCUUCUCAUAAUAUACCAUUUGGAAACAGCUGGGCAGAUAAUAUGGAUUCAUUCGUAAAAUUCACAAAUGAAAGUCAGGGAAGAGAUCGUAUUUUCAGAGCCACUCAGUAUGCUUGCAUGUUGCUUAGGUAUUUACUAGAAAAUAAACCUGGCAAAGAGAAAGUGAUAUUGAAGCUCAAACGAUUGGAAUCUAACAUGAGUUCUGGCCGUAAAUUAUUCCGACUUGGCAACAUGGUGCAUGCUAUCGAAGCUUCAAGAGCAGCAGUGAAGAUUUCAGAUUCUUUUCUAUGUUACUGUCUAACCGCAGCCAACGUGAACCGAUUCUUUUACUUUACUUGUGACACAAUCCUAUGGGCAAGAAGUGUUGGUUUGGUGACUGACAUCAGCACGGAAAAAUGGGGCAUCAGAGCAACCAAAUGCUAUUAUUAUUCACUCCUGUUUAGUUUGGCAAGGGAUGUGUAUGAAAUAUUAAGGUGCAUGGAGAAAGAGUCUAAAGAACUGAAACAUGAUGGCCGUGAUACAGGUUAUGUCAAUGGUCCUGAUUCCAAACCAAACCGAUCUUUAAGGAAAGUACUUGAACAAUUCGUACUGGCACUUUGUUUAAGCUUAAAGAACCACCUGCCUGUUUUACUGGACACUUUAAAAAACCUGUGUGAUCUUUUUAGCCCUCUUGACAGCUUAAACAUUUACCAAACUAACCAAGGAUUUAUUGGACUUUGUGGUUUAGUAUCCUCAAUUGUGGGAAUCCUUACACUAGCAAAGCCACUGUUAAAACUAAAAUAAUAAUUAAAAUAUGACGAAAAGGCAGUGUAUCAGUGCUCACAUCAAAACAGGCAGUAAUUAAGUUUUAGCUGUUCUAAAAAUACAUGCACGAGGGCAAUACAAUGGUUCUAAUUCACUAAAGACUUCAUUGUGGUAAAAUGAAUACCAAAUUGCAAAAUUUAGACAAAAUUAGGCAAACUUUGAAAAAAAAAAAAAAAAAAAAACACAAUCUGAAUAAGGAAUGCAGUUGUUUUGGAUCAAUAUUUGCAUUUCAGAUUUUUUUUUUACUUGUUUGGUCAAUUAAGCCCUCUCUCUUAUAGAAAUAUACUACAAAUAGUAAACUAAAAUUUCUAAAAGAAAUACGUGAUGUAUUACUGCAUUUUAUGAUUUUUGUAUUUAUUUAUUUUUUACAUACUGUUUUUAGAGCAUUAUGACUUCUUACCUCAGAUCCUCCUGGCAAUAUUUUCAACAGAAAAUAUUUAGCCCAAAACUUUAGUGAAUUUUCGUAUCAAGUAACAGGUUUAUAUUUUGAAGUACUGGGCCACUACUUUUUAUGCGUCAUUACACACGUUCUUAAACUUUUAAAGCGGUGACCAAGAGUAGAUUAUUGUCCGCUUCUAAUUAAUAUAAAAUGUAACAAUAUUUCAGAUGAGAAGCACUUGCGCAAAUAAAAAAAACUACCUCCCAGAAAUAGCUGCAACAACACAUACAACUGCUGCUAGCCUUUCUUUUCAAAUAUAUGCAACGGGACAUGCAAAAACGUGUAUCUCGCAUCAAGCCCUAUGGUCAUAGUCUAUUCUUCAGAGUGUUAACUAUUAUAGGAAGUAUCUUCAUUUUCAACAUUUUGAAAAUAGCGAUAUAUAACUUCUGAUUAUGACUGUUUUUUUUUUUUUGCUCUUAACACACUACACUCAGGGCUAUUCACCAAAACCCUAAAUUUUUCCGGAAUUAUUCAGGGAAUUUAAAAUUUUAGGUCAAAUUGGAAAGAUAGCGAUUUGGAUAAUUUUUCCAAUUAAGCUGUUUUGACCUAAUAUCUGAAAUUUGUAAGUUUAGUGAAUAACCUUGUUUGAUUCCAAUCUCAAGGGAAUGAUGUACUGUAGAUGUAAACCAGACCUUCUUUUUUUGCUGUAGUUAUUACUAAUUUAAUUUAACUAAUGACAGGCACUGAUUUACUUGCAGAAAAUAAUAAAAUAUAUUUCGAAUAAACUAAGCUGCCUUAUUGUAAUAUGGCUAUAUUAAACUGUGGGAUUUAUUCACUAAACUGGACAUUGUAAAAUGCCAAUUUUAGACUACGUCAGCCACUAUGCAAUUUUGCAAAAUGGAAUUUUUCAUAUAUUUGUAAUACUUUUGUCAAUUCUUUAAAAUUUCCAGUGAGUGAAUUGCCUCCUGUGUGUGUGAUUGUUGGAAAGGAUGUAUGUAUAGCUGCUGUAUUUAUUAGGAAGAUAUUCGGUAAUGUGUCUUUCUGUAGUAUGGACUUUUAGGUGAUUGCCUUAUCUUUCUGGACUUUUUUUCUUAUCAUUACAUUUUACUUAAAUUGUCUCUUGUACGAAAUUGGAAUUUGGUAAAUGCCAUUUUUUUGUGAGAAUUUACUUCUGCGUGGUGUGUGCUGAUUUUAAAAUCAAUAAUUAAUAUUUCUUAACAAAAAUGUAUAUUUUAUAACACUAAAGAUUUUAGUACCUUUUGGAAUUUUUAUGAUAUAUA
This is a messenger RNA of Pelobates fuscus (common spadefoot toad), 2704 nucleotides long. RefSeq names its product peroxisomal biogenesis factor 11 alpha (gene PEX11A). Bases 284 to 1024 code for a protein of 246 amino acids. Gene Ontology annotation, cellular component: peroxisomal membrane. Gene Ontology annotation, biological process: peroxisome fission. Lineage: Eukaryota; Metazoa; Chordata; Amphibia; Anura; Pelobatidae. The record is from RefSeq and is a predicted model, not a curated record. The transcript is spliced from 5 exons.